This is a messenger RNA of Neoarthrinium moseri, 864 nucleotides long. RefSeq lists its product as uncharacterized. The transcript has a single exon. Bases 1 to 864 code for a protein of 287 amino acids. NCBI's taxonomy places the organism in Eukaryota, Fungi, Ascomycota, Sordariomycetes, Amphisphaeriales, Apiosporaceae. The record is from RefSeq and is a predicted model, not a curated record.
AUGCGAGUUCAAACCCUUGGGUUGGCUGCUGUCCUUAGCAGUACUAUACCGUUGGCUUCAGGACAAUGCAGCCGGGAUGCCCUCCAAGCGGCUGCCGAUCACUACGUAGCGACGCGAAGCACUGGAUUGAUGAACCUGAGGCCUCUGCUUAUUGAGAAUGCUUCCUACAUCGAGAACAACAACGCCACGGCUCUCACGGGGGGCGUCCUGAGCCAGACAAUGAUACCAGCCCAUAAUCGCAGUACCAUUGAUACUACAGCCUGUGCGACUUAUACGGAGCUGAUCGUGGUGGACGAGGCUAAGCCCUAUGUCAUCGGGACACAAAUUAGGUACAAAGCCACCAACACGUCGUCCUCUCCCGACGGGCCAAGGUACGGCGGUCUCCGAGCCAUCCUGAUCGACUCAGUCGUCUCCACGACGGGGUCCUGGAUGUUCAACGCCUCCCAGACACUCUCACAUGUAAUUGAGGAGAACUGGGGCCCCAUCGUCGACGCUUCCAAGCGCGACACUCGCGCCACGCUGCAGCAGGCCGCCGACCGGUACCUGGACCUCUGGGGACCGAACGCGACGGCGGCGGCCGAGAAGGUGCCGUGGGGCACGCCGUGCCGGCGGCUCGAGGGCUCCAUGUACACGGGGCAGGGGCGGCCGGACGACCGCUGCGACGUCGGGCUCCCGGAGGGCAGCAGCCCGCCCAACACGAACCGGCGCUACGUCAUCGACGAGGAGGCGGGCAGCGUCAACGUGCUGUGCACGUUCCAGACCAUGCAGGACGCGCCCGACAGCCACGAGUUCCGCGUCGAGGGCGGCAGGUUGAGGUACGUGCAUACCAUGACGGUGUGCGCCUGCGUGUUUGGGGGAAGAUAG